Molecule: messenger RNA, 3242 nt
Organism: Sclerotinia trifoliorum
Lineage: Eukaryota; Fungi; Ascomycota; Leotiomycetes; Helotiales; Sclerotiniaceae
Source: the annotation of a GenBank genome assembly
AGCUUGGUGCGAGCUGAGGAUGAGAAUGAGAAUGAAUGAAUGAAUGAGCGAACUAAGACAAAUGAGACAAGGCAGCUGACAAUAUUCUAAUACAACAUCUUUUCUCUUUAGAAGAUUUUAUUGUUCAUCAUUCUUUUAGAUAGACUAGAUCUUGUGAGUAGAUACAGAUCGUUCCUCUGCAGAUUGCAUUUAAAUCAUUCACCGGUUGUUGUUAUUGUUGUCUUCAAUAUAUCAAGGCUAACGAAAAUCGCGGGCGAAGAUUUCCAUCUUUUCCAUACCAAUAGGUCAUUUUGGUAGGAUUACAAUACAUCGAUUUAUCAUGAGAUAAGACUCAACGGAUUAUCUUCAAAUAAACAUAACCGUCAACUCCUUUACCGACCUCACCUUAUAUCAUCAUGUCGACUCCCUCCUCCUCUCGACCUUCGCCAGUCCCAAUGAGUUCUUCACCAACACCAGAUUCAUUUAGAGGGCGGUCGGGAAGCCCAUCUUCAAGAGAUAAAUCGACCGCUCGAUUAGCUUCACCAGUACCUUCUCAUCAAGGCACGCCGCAGAUUCGCCAGAUAUCUACUCCUAAACAAUUCGCCGCGUCGGACUCAUCCGAAAAUAUUCCCCCAUUGCCCCUGGCUGGCGCAGGUGGCCCGGCAUCCUAUGCGACUGGCCCAGGCAUUAGUGCGUUAGCUGCUGCUCUUUCGAACUCUAUCGGACAAACUCCUCCCAGCUUUGGAACACCUCCCAUCCGUCCAUUAUCACCAGCCGCUGCCGGCAAACAGAUACAAGGCACAGGAGUGCAUAGCAAUUACGGCUCUAUCCCACGAUCUGUGCAAGGAGGGCAAGGAUGGGCUGGCCCGACAGCCUACGAAGACCCAGAAAUUAUAAAGAGGCACUUGGUACAACCAGUGCCUUCGCAGCUAGGGGGUGACGGUGCUGGUGAUGGGAUCUUUGGACCAAGCGGACAAUCACCAUCAUUCCGUGUGGGUUCUCCAGCUAGUACAUCGAAGCAAGCAAUUGAAAAUGUAGCACCUGGGCUAGAUGACGACGAGUUCUCAAGUCUGCGAUUACAGGGUGGUGAUGUUACUAGGCCUAUAUACAGAUGGACCGAGGAUGCCCACAGAGCAAGUCGAUCUCAGAGAAGUAAGAGCUUCCAUAUUUCGCGACCAGAAGCAGAGAACGAAGUCCUUGACAUAGGUACAAUCAAAGUGCCAGGCGGUUUCAGACGAAACUAUCUACGCCGAGCAGCAGGCAGCCCAACUCCUGAAGGUCUGGACAUGGAAGAAGGUGGAGGGCUUACGCAACGACAGCCAAAGAUAUUUACCAACAACUUCCUCGAGUUUUUGACUAUCUACGGUCACUUUGCCGGUGAGGAAUUGGAAGAAGACGACGAGGUGCUCGGGCCUGAUGAAUACUUUGGAUCGGAUGCGGUCUCUGAUGACUAUGGUGAUGGUAGUGACGAAGACAGAGAGCCCAUGGAAAAUAGUGCUCUGCUCACACCUGGUCGCCGGAAAAGAAAGCGCAAGGAGCGCGCACCACAGGGAACAACCACUCCUUUCCAAGCUUCGUUGUUAUUGCUUAAAUCUUUCGUUGGCACUGGUGUGUUAUUCCUACCGAAAGCGUACCUCAACGGCGGAAUGCUUUUCAGUAACAUCAUCCUUCUGUGCGUUGCACUUUUGAGUUAUUACUGUUUCGUAUUGCUCGUCAAUACGCGGCUAAAGGUUGAAGCGUCAUUUGGUGAUAUGGGAGGUGUUCUAUAUGGAAGAUGGAUGCGAACAGUCAUUCUCGCAUCGAUCGUUAUUAGUCAGAUGGGAUUCGUGGCUGCAUAUAUUGUAUUCACAUCGGAGAAUCUGCAGGCCUUUAUAGCAGCUGUGACUAAUUGUAGAGUUCACUGGGAGGUCUCAUGGUUGAUCUUGCUUCAGAUGGCUAUUUUCUUGCCAUUCUCUCUUUUGCGCGAUAUCAGCAAGCUUGGGUUUACCGCACUAAUCGCAGAUGCGUUCAUUCUUAUCGGCUUGAUUUAUCUCUAUUACUACGACAUUUUCACAAUUGUGAAACAGGGUGGUAUCUCUGAUAUCGUCAAUUUCAAUCAGCAAGACUGGACAUUGUUCAUUGGUACCGCCAUUUUUACUUUCGAAGGAAUCGGCCUGAUCAUACCUAUUCAAGAAUCCAUGAAGAAUCCGAAGAAAUUUCCUCCCGUUCUUGGUAUGGUCAUGAUCAUCAUCAGCGUAGUAUUCAUCUCCAUGGGUGCUCUUUCGUACGCUGCAUUUGGGUCCCAUGUAGAAACAGUUGUUCUACUCAAUCUUCCCCAGGAUGACAAGAUGGUUAAUGGGGUCCAGUUCCUCUACUCAUGCGCUAUUCUUCUAUCAACUCCCCUACAGAUCUUUCCGGCCAUUAGAAUUACAGAAAAUGAACUCUUUACCAAAAGCGGAAAAUACAACCCUUAUAUCAAAUGGCAGAAGAACGUUUUUCGCUUCUUCGUCGUUGCUCUCUGCGCGUCUAUCGCUUAUGUUGGUUCCAAUGAUUUGGAUAAAUUCGUCUCGAUUGUGGGAAGUUUUGCUUGCAUUCCGUUGGUCUUUAUAUACCCGGUAUGUACUUCCUUUCACGCCCAUUGCGGAUCCUCUCCGCAGUGGCAUACUUCAAAUUCCUACAAGUGACAAACUAACGAUUCAACAGCCAAUGCUUCAUUACCGCGGUGUAGCCAGAACGCGUUUCCGCAAAGGGGCGGACAUCUUACUCUGUAUAUUCGGCCUGGUGGUCAUGGUGUACACUACAGCAUUAACCGUCAUCAGCUGGACAAGUGCUGCUGAUAAUGUCCCGAACGUAGGCUAUUGUGAUAGGAAAGAUAGAGCAGGGGGGGAGUUGCCAAUGUUUUAAUCGCAUACAGCAUUAUCUCACAGGCAAGGUGGGAAGUCAAGAUGUGGAGCUUGUAUGCAUGUAUAAAUUGAAUACACACAUACAUACAAUGGAUCGGCUUUUUUUCUUCUUUUUUUUGUGUUUUAUGAUAUUAGAUUACUGAGAAUUCUUGAUGGAUUGUAUGGGCUGAUUGGAAGCAUAGCGUUGCGUUGCGCUGGACAUGGGUAUCUUUUAGUUUUCUUUCAUUUUUGGGUGUCGUUACUUAAUUGUUGUUAUAGAUGUUGAAAUCAUGAUACAUUCACAUUGACCUUGCUGAUUUAAUUUUUCUUUUAUUUUCUUUUUCUCUUUUUCUUUGGUUAUAUAUUUUGAUCCUACUGCGUAGAUUGUGGACAUAUACUAUU